UGAAUUUGUUGUCGCGCAGAUUCGAAUUCCUAAAAUUAUUUACAUCCAUCCUAAAAAGAUAUUCCUAUACGAAUGAAUGUAUGAAUACGUCCAUUCUACUACUUACGCGCGUUGUUAUGAGGAUGCCGUAGGCAAAAAUAAAGAUGAAAGGGACGCGAUACAAAAGAAAACCUUUACUAAAUGGGUCAAUAAGCAUCUUAAAAAGGUGGGCAAAAAAGUGAACCAUAUCUACGAAGACUUAAGAGAUGGGGAAAAUUUAUUGUCUCUUCUGGAAGUACUAUCCAAAUCCAACCUCCCUCGCGAAAAAGGGUGCCUACGAUUUCACAUGUUGCAAAACGUGCAAAUAGCCCUCGAUUGCUUGAAAUGCCGAUCGAUUAAACUGGUUAACAUCAGGAGCGAGGACAUUGUCGACGGAAAUCAGAAAUUGACCCUGGGUCUGAUCUGGACUAUAAUUCUCCAUUUCCAAAUAUCCGACAUAGUCGCAAAUGGUCAAAACCAAGAUGCCGGUUCUGCCAAGGAAGCGCUUCUCAAUUGGGUCCAAUCCACUUUGAUUCCUUAUUCAAGGAUCAGGGUCAAGGAUUUUACCGAAAGUUGGAAAGAUGGCAUGGCCUUCAAUUACAUACUCCACCGAUUCAAGCCAGAUCAGGUUGAUAUAAAAGCUUUGCUAAGACUUGCGCCCAUGGAUAGGCUUAAGCACGCCUUUGACGCUGCUCAAAAAGAUUUUGGGGUUACUAAACUGUUGGAUCCUGAAGAUGUUGAUAUCGAGAAACCGGACGAAAGAUCUAUCAUUACCUACGUGUCCUCCAUAUACGAUGCUAUGCCGGAGACACCGGCUUUUUCCAAUGCACAUUUAGAUAACGAACUGAAGUUGAAGAUAUCUGAUUACGAAAAAAGGGUAUCCUCUUUCGUGCUAUGGCUCAAUAACGCCGAAAACUUUAUGACGAAAUACGAUGUCAGCCUAACACCUGAAUGCGUUCAGGAAGCAAUCAACGGGCUCGAAUGGUUCGUUAAGCGCGAAAGAUCACCACGGGAAUUUGAAAAAUCUGAUUUAUACGCUACAUACGAAGAACUACAAGAAUUCGCUGCGACAUUUUGCGAUAAACACAAGUGGGAGACCAUUUUCUCCAAAGCUACCAAUCCCCUCGACAUCGAAAAAACUUGGGACAACUUGUCCAUUCUCGAAGAGAAAAAACGCCAAAAUUUACGAUAUCUAUUCGAAAAGGCCAAAAAUCCCACCCCUUCACAAAUCGUCAUUUCAAAUCAAUCAUCCCACGAUAGGCAAAUCCGAAUUGAGCUGAAGACGUCCAAAUCAGAAAAUAACAAGGCGAUCGUUGAUUCUUCGAAUGAAAUAUACGCACUUCCCUUUUACAAGGAUUACCAAAAUUUUUUGGGGCAAUUUAGGGAAGCGUUACGUGAUAGAACGAUUUGGUUGGAAAAUUUAAUCAAAAAUCUGGAUAUCGUUGAAUUGGAAGACAUUGUCGUCAACUUCAAUAAAGAAGAUACGCAUUUGUCAAAGCUGCUGACUCAGCUCGAACGCAUCGAAGAGAUCAAAGUCAAAUUAUGUGAUAAAAUGAAUUCUCACACCAACGCUUCAAAGCACCAAGCCAUUAUUCAUCAAGAAUAUUUGGAUCAAAAAAACGUGUAUACCAACCUCGAGUUACGUUACGAUGAAACUCGGCGUAACUUGAACGAUCUUCAAGAUUUCGUUAACCUAUCUAUGACCUUGUUGAGUUGGUUGAACCAGCGCGUCGAAGUGGAGAUUAGGAGGGAUUGGGCCAGCUUGAGGUUCGAUAUGGACGCCACGCAGAGAUACCACAAGCAAUUAUGUGUGGAUAUGAUCGAAAAGAAACUCGAUUUGGACCGCUGCAUCGAUGUCGGUAACGCUCUAUACAAUCUAGGUUAUUCGUCUUCACAAAUUAAAUGCCUCAUCAACUCUUUGCAAACUCAAUGGGUCUGGUUAAAUCAACUUGUGAAUUGUUUUGACGUUCAUUUCGAAACUAAACAAAAGCACAACGAAAUCAACGCCGAGGUCAUUGAAAUCGAGAAGACAAUAUACGAAACGCUUAGGAGCAUAAAAACCUCUUCCUCCCAACAGUAUUUUAAAACAGAGACUCCGUCUCCCAUCAGUUUCGCCGAGACUCAAACUCCACACGUCAAUGGUCAUUCUAAACCAAAUAAUUCCACGAAUUCCGAUUCCAAUUUACUAUCCGCCUCCGAUAAUAUGAUGAUCGGGAACAAUAAUGUAGCAAACAAUUUGAACCGCGAUUUUAGCAGUGAUAGUAGCUUGAACGAUUGCAAAAAUCAUCAAAAUGGUUACGGGCCCAAGAACGGGACCUUCUCAUAUGAUUUGGAAGGGGAUAAUAGGUUGAAACUUAUCAAGUCCUGUGGCGAUGUGUUAGAAGAUUGUCACGAUAAGUUGUUACGCCUGAGACAACAAGCUCAAAUUUUACCCUCCAUAAAUGCCAGGAAAUUCAAAACGAAAGAACCUCGCAAACUCAAAGCUCUUUGUGAUUACAAAUCUACCAAGGAUCAAAUCUUGAACGGUAGCGAAUAUUGGUUAGUGGAUAAUCAAAACAUAACCUUUUGGAAGAUCGUGGGUUGCAUCACUAACAGGGAACACGCGUGCCCUUCUGUUUGUUUUAUAAUUCAGCCUCCCUCCGAAGACUUGCUCAGCUGCAUAGAAAAUUUGCUAUCCAUCCUCAAAAGAUCUUUCGAGAAUUGGAAAAUAUGCUAUGCAAACGUUCAGUAUCAAACCAUCAUGACAAACAUCAUCUCUAUCAAUAGAUGGGACUCAGAGGAUAUACACGAUGAUAUCAAGAAAAGCGUUUUAGUUAAAAUGAAAAAUCUCAUAAAUGAUCUAAUGUCAAAGCAAGAAAAGGGCACCAUUAUGGACGCGAACGACAUUGAAAUCAUGAAAGAAGAAAUUUCGGCUUGCUAUGUGCUAAAUUUGGCAUUAAUUUCCGAAAAUGUUGAUGAAAUAGUGGUCGAUGUGGGGCGAAAGGAGGACGAAAUUUUAUCGCAGAUUACGAAGCUCGAAGUCGUUUUUGACGACUAUCACAGAAAACUGGUUGAGAGACACAACAAGGUCGUCACGCUGAAUCACGAUGAUUUAGAGACUUUGGUCAUCGUACACAAGGAAUAUGAAGAAAAUUUGCAAAAUUUGGAACCCCAAAUCGAGGGACUGAAAAUGAAAAUAGAUUCCCUCUCUAACUUUCAAAAAACUUCCAAGAUCAUGGGAAGUUUGGACGAAUUGCUCAAAUUUUGGGAUUAUUUAUGGAACAAAUCUCACCUUUACGUUGAAAAAUUAAAAUGUAUCGAAAUCAUUUCAAAUAAUGCCGAAGAGGCUUCACACGUGUUGAGCAAAGCCGAAAUAUCUCUCGCUAAUAUGGGGGCCAUGUUCAACCCGAUCUAUAGCUCAUCGACUACCCACCUCAAUUUCUCAAAAGAUACUUUAAUUUUUUCGACGUCCAUUCGUAACGGGUUGAGAGACCUGGAAUCCUUGACUAGCUACGUCGACGCGCAACAAGCUGUCAUGGAUACGCUGGACAACCAUCUCAAAACGCUGACUAACGUUUACAAGGAGAAUAACGAGAUUUUACCUCAAAAUGAAACAAAGUACACUUUGGGUAAUAAACAGGAAGCGGAUCAAGAUGUUACAGAUAUAAAUACGGCAGCUUUAGUCGCGAUUAAAAAGUGCGUCGAUGGAAUAUUAGGGAGAUGGGAGGAGGUCGCAUCCCAAAUCUUUUUGAGAAAACAAACAUUGACUCAAAGUGAGGCUUCCUUAAGCAAAUACGGCACUCUAAUUGAGAGGGAGAUAAAAGUAUUGGAUAAUAUUGAAUACAGGCUCAACGCGGAACAGGAGUCCAACUCGGAUUCACAUAAACGUGAUCUGGAUAUAUUAAAUCGACUCAAUGCGGAAAAACCUUAUCUAGAAGAUCUCAAUGUUGAAGCUUCGCACUUGGCCAAAUUGACGGAAUCAUUCGAUCUCGUUACAUUAGAUUACUUUAGCUUAUUGCAGGAAGUUCACCCUAGCAUUGAAGCCUCCAUCAAUUCCGUCUCGCGCAAAAGAUAUAGAACAUUUACUAAUAUCAAUAUUGAUACCAGUGCCCCUAGCGAUGACAAUAAAGCGAUUUCUUCCAACGGAAAUUCUGCCCAGCCAUCGCGCAAUAUUGUGAAGGAUAAAGAAAGCGAAAAACGUUUAAAUAAUUUAGCCGAAGAAUUGCUCGACCAAACGGAUCAAAUUAAUAAGUCCUACUUGAAAUGCUUGGAUAUAGUCAAGCAAAAGAUACAGGAGAGGAACGAUAGACUCAGAGACGAAAAUUUGAAUUAUUACUUAGAGAAGUGUAAUGAAAUCGAUAAAGCGAUCGAGAGUAUGAAUGCCAUUAAAUCCUCGUUGGAAAAUCAAAAUAAAUUGAAGAGUUUGGAAGAUUUGAAGUUGGAAAUUCAAAAAAGCAAGUUUUUCAAGUCUGACGUGAUGGAAUUAAACAAGAAGAUUGCUGACAUGGAAGCUAAGAUUCAAAAAGAUUACAAUUUAAAAGAGGGCGAUGACCUUAUCAAUUCGACCGACACUCCUUCAUCAUUAUUCGAGCUUCAGGCUAAACUAGAAUCUCUCAAGACAAGGCUAGGUGAUCUACACACUUUUUACGCUAACCAAAUGUUGACCGAUAAUCAAACAGAUCUCUACUCACCCAACCUUUCCAAUCAAGAAGUACAGGCCUUCGAAACCUGGCUCAAUCACAUUAACGCGAAGUUAGAUAAAUCCCCAGAUUUUUCUGAAAUUGCUGAGCUACGAGCUUAUAUAAUCGAUUCGAAACAGUCGAUAGCGAACAAAGAAAUAGAGCUAGGUCAAAAGGGUCCGCUAGGAGCUGCCAUUUUGCAAAGUCAAGAUUGGUUAGCCUUAAAAACAAAGGUUGACGAUAAGUUAUCCGAGCACCAGAUCCGCGCCGCCAGGCUCGAGCAAUACGAAACGAGGAAGGCUUCAGUUUUGAAUUGGAUCAAGGAUAAAAGGGCGGAUGGGAUAGAAUGUGCCGAACCCACGCGAGCUUUGAAAGAAUGCAUAAGCCUUUCUGAGUUAUGCAGCGAUGGGCGAUCAGCGGACGCGUUGGAUAAGAUCGAGAACACCAGAUUAAAAUCUCUGAAGAAUGGCUAUACAGAAUUUCAUCGGAACUACCAGUUGGAAAAUUUUUCAAUCUUCUCCGAGGAACUGAAAGAGCUUUAUCCCGACCUUAGCUCAACAAUCGAAGGGGAAAUCAAGUCAAUCGAAACCGACCUUCAAAAUCUUCAAAAAGGCUACAGCGACAAAAUAAAUGCUCUGGAAACGCUAAUAAAUGACAUGAACGAAUACGAAAUUUUGGCUAAAGAUUCCGAAAAUGUGGUGACGAAAUGCGAAACUAAACUCGAUUGCAUCAUGUCAAAUAUAGAGAGUAACGACGGUGAAACCAACAAUACGGAGGAUUUAACCCCAGAAUUUAAGAAAAUUGAAAAAGAACUUGAUAUCGGCAAUAGACAAAUUCUAAAGGCUGAAAAAAUCUGUGAUGAUAUGGCUGACAAAUGCCUCAGAUGCUUCUUACACGAUAAAUAUGAUCCAACUAUGAAAGACGAGGCAAAAAUAGUUUCUGCAAAUUUUAAAGGGUUAUUGAAAGAUACCAAGCUAAAAUACGAUAUAUCUAGCAAAAAUUUAGUAUCCGGAAUGAGCCUGAUAGCGGAUAUGGACAAAAUUUCUAACAAAAUUAGACAACAUACUAAACAAAUAUCCAAGGAAUUAUCUCAGGUUGAGGAAGAUAUAUUAUCUCCUAGCGAAACCAUAAUGUCUCCAACGAAACUUAGGGAAAUUGACGAAAAAAUUUCCCAACUAAAGAUAUACAAAUCAAAACUUUCUAACAUUAGUGCAUUUAUCGAAGACCUCGAAUCCUUCGUCAAAAAGUCUCCCCUUUCAUCGAACACUAUGCACGAAAAAAAUAUAUCUGAUCUGAGAAACCAUCGAGACAAAUGCUUCGCCUUAGCGGAUAAUCGUCUUAGUCGGGCUCAGAUAUGUGCACGGGUUUUUGAAGAUUUUAACGACCAAUUUCAACGUUUAGAAAUCGAUCUUGAAGACAUAAUUAACGAUAAAAAUGGAACUCUAUCUGAGAUUAACGAGACUUUGUUGAAAAGGAGAAGCUGCCAAAACGACCAAUUACCUCUGAUAAUCAAACAAUACCAGGAUUACAAAUCUCAAACCAUCCUACCUUUGCAAUCCCAUGUGACAGAAUUCUUAUCUAAUUACCGAGACAUUAAGAAUCUCUCACAAUUUCUUGAUUCGAUACCUCCUAAGGAUUUGGAAAUUUUGACGCCCCACGUCGAUGCUUCUCUCACAUCGUUGAUUUGUGAAAAAUUGAAACACGACUUAAACGUGUUAAAAGAUAAAAAUCAUUCACUGGCGGAUAAAAUAAUGUACACUGACGAGCAUAUUCAAGAUGCACUCAAAAACGAUGGUAAGAUGUCGCAGAUCUUGAAUAAAUGUAGAGCUGGUUUACAAAAAUUGAAGGAUAGACUGGAAUCCGAUACUGGAUUCAGGGAAGCAAAUCUUGAUAAGAAAGAGAGGAUAGAGUUUGGAGGUCUACCCACUUGGGACGAUUGCACGGAUUCUAAACUUGAUAACAAAGACGUCCGGCUUAAAUACAGCAACUUGUUAAGAUGUUUGAAUGAUGAGAUGAAGAAUGAUCUAAAAGACAUUCAAGACAUUGAUCAGAACUUAGAUCACCUUAUGCUUGAAUCUGCGGAUGUCAAAGAACUCAAAGAAUCGGCACAUAUAAAUAACAUGGCAGUUUUAAAGUUACGUGAAUUUAAAGAGGAAUGCUUACUAUUCAAGGAGAAAUUAAAAUUCGCCGCUUCCAUUUACCAGAAAGCACUUAAAUUUUGUAACGCCUCAAACCAAGAUUUCGAAAAACUAAACACUUGGUUCGAUAAAACGGAAAUCGCUUUGAUAACCGUCGGGAACUUCAAACCCAAUUAUAUCAAAGAAUUGAUGGAAGAACGACAGAAUACCAUCGUUACUACCGUUAUGCCCACCUUUCUGGAAUCCAAUUAUUCCCUGUUACCCCUUCUUGGCGAUACCGAUUCCCCUUGCGACAAGAACCUUAGAAGUUCGUGCUCCCAUUUCAGGGAACACUGUGAAACUUUGGGCAACGAACUCGAGCAGAAGCACGACAAAGCUCUGCAAGGGCACGAUAACAUGGCCAAAUUAGAAGAGAUUAGUCGAUCUUUGAAUCACUGGCUGAGAACAUCGGUGGAGCCCAAACUUGAGUUAUACGGCUAUCAACUGAGUCCCUUGUUAGAACCUCUGAAGAGUCAGUAUAAUAAAUUAAAGUCUCUCAAAGCGCUUUUCAUCGAAAAACGAGUCAGCUUGAACGAAAUGAAUACGAUUUCAAAAAACUUAGAUAGAUCAGUCAUCGAUAAAACAAUAAUGUUGGAACAUCACGGUGAGUGGGCGAAAAUUGGAGAUAAAUUCGAGCGACUCAAUCAGACUUGCAUUCAUUUGUUGGAUAAAGUUGAGACCGAAAAUUUACCGGCAGCUAAAAAUUUUCAAGAUAACAGGGAAGAACUAAACCGAUAUUUGACUGUAUUGGAGAAGGAACUGGAAUCGGGGGAACUGGCAGCACUUAGCAUCAAUAGCCAAUUGGAAAAGUUGUUGCAACAUGAAAUUGAAUGUCAAGAAAAAGUAUCCCUCGCCGACGAUCUUCGCUCCUACCUAGAAGAGCACACUAAUAAUCAACCCAUUUCAGACGACUCCAAAUCGCGUCUAAAUGAUCCGACAGACUUAAAUUCCUCUCCAAAUCCUGGCGAUUCUCUUCAAACCCCGGUGCCUUAUCUCUGUGAAAUGACUCAAUUAUUGAAAACGCUCGUAGAUCAGGACCUUUCCCGGUUCCGUUCAGCCAAAUCGAAUCUCGAAACCCGCCGAGAAAAACUUUCGUUGAUCACUCGCCAACUUAAGGCGCUCUCCGUCAAUGUCGAAGAAACCAGGGUUUGGAUGCGGGACGCGGCCGCGUAUUUGUCCUUAGUUGACCCUGAGGAGAUCAAUAAUAGCAACGAGUCCUCAAAAAGUGGGAGAUCGAGUGUGAUUAGUGAUCAAAAAGUUGAAACGCAUCGGACAGCCUUGUACAUGUUAGAUCCGGACGCCCUUCUAACGCGUCUCGAGAAUUUGAAACUACUCGAAAGCGAUAUACAAGGACAAAAUGCCAGAAUAAAGAAUUUGAAUGUCGAAAUAAAUCGAACCGUACGGGAAGCUUACCCAUUUAUUUCGAAACAGAUGUCUUCAUUCGCAUCUUCUUCCAAUAAUUCGCUCAAAAAGCCUGACCGCCAAAAUGAAUCUAAAGAGAUGGAAGGGGAGAAUGAUUCAGAACUAGCGAUAGAAAAAAAAGCUAGCAACAAUUUGAUCGACGAGAUUACCGCUAACUACGACAGACUAAAACGUUUAUCGAAUAAGGUGAGUAGGAAAUGCGGACAAAAGAUAAGCUUAUUUCGUCGGCUCCUGCCUUCUCUUCAAAACUUUGUAGCCGAUUAUGAUUCAUUCGUGACUUGGCUAGAUGAAGCCGAAAAUGAGUGCGAGUCCCUAUUACAAGAAGAUGGAGAUACUACGAUAAAGGACUUCGAGGAGAUAAAGAAAUUGAUCAAGACCGCCGACGAUAACGAGUCCCGUUUAGAUAAAAUUACCCAAAAUUCCGACCAAAUUAUAUCCGUUUCCAAAUCUAUUUUCCUUUCCGCCGCUCCUCUCCUCGAUUACUCUUCCGAUUCUGAUUCAGAAAUAGAUAAUAAAACGGCUGAUAUUAAAAAUUUAGAAAUGGAACCCAACCCAGUUCAACAACACCUGACAGAACUUAUGACCGACUUAAAACGGCGUUACCUAGCUGUUAAGGACCAUUUAGGUGCCUUGAAUCUUUCGCCCAACAACGAGAGAAGCGUUUUCGCUUCCCAGUUAAAUCAAUCCUUUCCCGAUUUCACACUACCGGAUAGUGGUGCCUUCGAGAAUCCGAACGCCAUGUCAGUUAGCCAGCGUGAAUACAAUGAAGCUGAUUUAAAUGGGGAUAUAGCUCUCACCUCCAGAAAAUUAGAAGCUUUUUUGAUGGGGAUAGCCGAGACUGCCGAUAGAUUAGCUAGAGCCGAACCCAUUUCUUGCUUCCCUGAUAAAAUCAAAGGCCAAAUAUUGGAUAACUCAAGAUUGGCAGAAGUGUUAGGUCAAAGAGUCGCUUUAUAUUCUAGUGUUAAAGAAAGGGCUGAACAAUUUUUAACGCAAGACUCUUCCUUGAAUGCGGGUGAUACGCCAGAAAUGCAAGAUAAGAGAAAUGAAAUCGAAGAAAAACUGGACAAACUAAAUCAAUUAUGGAAUGCUGUAAUGACUACGAUGGAAACGAGAGGGAAAGCGCUGGAAGACACCCUCGAACUUUCCAACAAAUUUUGGGAGGAAUUAUUCGCUCUUUUUGCAGCGCUGAAAGAAAUCCAAGAAAAUUUGAAGUUUUUAGAAAUUCCGGCCACUAUUCCCGAAACUCUGCAAGAACAACAGGACGAGAUUCAGGCCUUGAAGGACGAGCUCGAAUGCGUGGUUGGCCCGGAGAUUGAACAAUGUAAGCGGACGGGUUCAGACCUAAUGGAACUGAUCGAUCAGGAUUGCCCAGACCGGCCCGAGCUCUCGCGUUCGGUCCACGAACUAGAUUCAGCGUUUUCUACCACGGUGCGAAGCUUGGUGGAUCGGGAAAGAAAUUUGGGAAAAGCCAUGAGCCGGUGUUUUGCGUUUUACGAUGCCUUAAACGAAUUCGCGGGCUUUUUGGACCAGGCUGAAGCUGAUUUGCAAAUAAUCGUAGAUACAAAGCCAAACUCUCCUUCAGCUGAAGACUCUAUAAACGAUACAAAUUUAUCGAGCAAAUCAGAACUAGAAGCCCUUCGACAGGCCGACCACGCCCUCAAGGUGCUCAAAUCUCAGAUAGAUCCAAAGGCCUUAGAUUUUCAACGAUUAAACACCCUGGGUCGAGAUAUGAUUGCAACUCCAUCUUACGAUAAUAAUCAAUAUAAUGAAACGGAUCACUCUCCCGAAGACGAUAAUAAGAUCGCUCAACUAUUGAAUAAAGUCAACAAUAGAUGGGAAAUGUUGUGUCAGAAUGUCUCCGAUCGACAGAUUGCUCUAGAGAAUUCUUUGGUAGAGUUGGGUCACUUAACUGGAGCUGUGACUGAAAUGAAUACGUGGUUGGAACACGCCGAGACCGCUAUACGAGAUUUCCCGGAAAUGCUAGAGAGUUUGGAUGUUAAGGCAUUGGAAAUAUUGAUGGCCAAGCAUAAAGUUCUCCGAACUGAUACUGCUCAUAAGCGUCAAACUUUAGAUUCCUUGAACUCGGCUCUAGCCCUAGCUCAGUCCUCCCGUUUGGCUGCUUCCUUUCCCUCCCUUUCGCUCACUUCACUUAAUUCCCCCUCCACCUUACUAAAUUCCUCCAUUCAAAGCAACAAUCAUUACAUGAUGAAUCAAGAGAUAUCGCGUUUGAACGAAAGAUGGAGACUUUGUCGAGACGAGUUAGAAAGUCAAAACUCCGCGUUAGAAGGCGCUUUAAGAGAUAGGCAGGGCCUAUUGGCUGAAGUUAGAGAUUGUCUGGACUGGCUUGAGAGACUGGAUUCUAGAUACCUAUGUCCCACCAGUAGUUCUAAUUCUUCCAACCUUAAUAACCACGAUCUUACCACUAUUUAUUACGGGCUAGAUGGCGGACCUAAUAAUAGACUAACCUUCGGUGCGAAUGAAAGUGGUAUGGAAUGCAACAAUGUAAUGCGUGAUGUUAGAGACAUGUGCGGAGCGGGCCCUCUAGGAGGUCUACCCCAAACCGUGGGUGAACAGAUCGAUGCUUUCAAAGGAAGGGUGAUAAAAGAACUCGAGAGCGGGGAAUCUCAUUAUAGAUCUCUCUUAUCUCGCGGUGAAACCGUUUUGAAACAAAAAGAAAAAUGUAGCAUAGUAGCAGAAAACACGGAGGCUUUCUCUAAUGGGGCGUCUCUGGAAAAAUAUUUGGAUGCCUUGAAAACCAAGUGGGAUGCCGUACAGGUCCGCGUUCGAGAUAGAAAGACCAAAUUGGAGGUAGCUCUUAAACAGGCCCAAGAAUUUGAAGAUUAUUUGAAAGAAUGCCACAGUAAUAUGGCAACUUUGGAAUCCCUCUUAGACCGUUAUAGGGAAGAUGGUAUUCCUAAAACUCUGGAUCGAAUUUCAGUCACUUCGACCGAAUUCAAUGAAAAUUACCUCAAACCCGCCGAAACCUACAAAACGCAAGAUAUGAUAAAGCUCGACAAACUCGGUACUCGCCUCAUGUAUUUUUGCCUCAAACAAGAUUGCGUGGUCAUCAAGAAUUGUCUAAUCAAUGCUAGACAUCGUUGGGAUAAAGUCCAUUCUUCCGGCAUCGAACUUAAACGAAAAUUGGAGAGGGGAAAGAAAGACGCGACCGAUUUUUAUUCUUGUCACGGGAAGGUCGAAGAAGGAUUGAAGGGAUUGGAAGGUAGGAUAAAUGGUAUAUUUUCUGGUAAUUCGCUUGACGUGGAACAAAAGAAUGAGGAGAACGAGGCUACGACUCACUACGACAAAACCAAGACUAUGUUGGGGCAGUUGAAAGUUCUCAGAACUGAAUUAUCAACUUUGCAACCAGAUUACGAAUUGGUGUUACGUAAAGGCAAGGAUCUUGUCGAAGACUGCAAUGAUCAGACAUCACCACCUUCAUUAAAAUGCGAUUAUAAUGUGAUCCAAUCCAUGAUAACGAAUCUCAAACAAUCUUGGAUCGCAAUUAGUGAACGAUCCGCUCAUCACCAACGUUCUUUAGAAGCCGAUCUAAUCCUGAGAGGUGAGAUAAGAGCCGUUUGCGCCGAACUCAAGGAAUGGUCCCUUCGGGAGACCGCUAGGCUUGAAAGCGAAAUUGGUUGUCUAUAUGGAGAUUGUGAAACGGUUAAUGGACUGAUGGAAAAUCACAGGCUCUUUUUAAACGAAUCCGAGGCUCGUAGCGCAAACGUUGACGCUCUCCGCGCCUCGAUUGCCUCUUCAAAUUCUUCCUCCGAAAAUUCUUCUAAAAAUUUGCUCGAAACGCAAAAUCUAAACGAACUAACAAACCUUUGGCAAACUCUCAAUUCCCGCGCCUCCGAUACUACGGCUACCCUCGCGAAAUCCAAAGAGAUGGCCGAGCAAUUCGAAUCUAACGUUCGAUGCCUUGUGGAUUGGAUGGACGGGGAAGGGAGGAAGGAUAUCGAGAAGAUAGCUAACGGAAUCGGGGGAAGCCCCACAGAAACGGGCCACCUUUUGGCCGCCUCUGAUCUGGGACUCAAAAUAUUAACUUCGAAAAGCGAUGCUUGUCAAGCUUAUCGCAAUGAACUUAGUCGACGUGAACCCGUGUACCACAAAAUCCAAGAGCUCAGUCGUCAAAUUUUGAGCUCCGCUAACCCCAAGGCGCACAGGUCUAUCCAAAAUUGGACAUCCCUAGUCGAACAGAUGUGGACCGACCUGAGCUCCAAACGUGAUAUGCUUCAGGAAAGAUUGGCCCAAAUGCUGGAAGAGACCAAAUUCCGGGCUAAAUUACUGGAUGAGUUAUUAAUUUGGUUGACCACGGCUGAGGCUACUCUCACGGCCGCCGAUCAAAGACCACUACCUACCGAUAUAGAGAGCGUCGAAGCUUUUUUAAAAGAACACAAGGAAUUCAUGGAAGAUAUGAACAACAAGCAGCAAGAUAUUCAAAAAUUGACGGUAAAUCAGUCUAUGCUUCCUAUUUUGGCUAAUGAUACCUCGAAAUUCAAACGUUCUAAAUAUGCGCCUUAUAAAAAAUCACAAACAGAUCUGACCACCGAAAAUUCAACCCUAUCCCCCCAUAAACAACAAGCCCAAAAUGGUGCUUCCACCGCAAAUCCCGAAUACAAAAAUAUCAAAAUUCGUAAUCUUUUCCACAAAUGGCGAUGUGUGUGGCUCCUAUCCAUCGAUAGGCAAACCAAGCUUACUGACCACUUGAAUUACCUUAAGGAAGUAGAUCGGUUGAAAGAUUUUCAGUUUGAAGAAUGGAAAAAGAGGUACAUGAAUUGGAUGAACCACAAGAAGAGCAGGAUAAUGGAUUUCUUUCGCCGUAACGACAAGGAUGGAGACGGUCGUAUGACACUAGCCGAAUUUAUAGAUGGAAUAUGUUCCACUAAUUUUCCUACCACCCGACCCGAAAUGGAACGAGUAGCUAAGGUUAUAGAUACAAAUUCUGAUGGUUACAUAGAUUACAAAGAAUACAUGAAGGCUCUUAGACCCUCGUCUACAUCUGGUCAAACGAUCAAUCCAGUGACCGAAGUGGAAAAGGUUAAGGAUGAAGUGAAGAGGCAGGCUAAUCUUUGUGAAUGUGUCAGAAAAUAUAAAGUAGACCAUAUCGGUGAAGGAAAAUACAUAUUUGGUGAUUCUCAAAAGCUACGAUUAGUGCGUAUACUAAGGAGCACCGUGAUGGUUAGAGUAGGAGGUGGCUGGGUCGCUCUGGAAGAAUUUUUGGUUAAAAACGACCCUUGUCGAGCUAAAGGACGAACUAACAUAGAACUGAGAGAACCAUUUAUAUUGGCAUCGGGGGUUAGUCAGGCCAUGGCAUCCUUCAAAGCCAAAUCACCUCACAGUAGUCCCCUUAGUCCCGCCUCUUUCCUAUCUUCACUAGGUUUCAAUACUCCCGGGCCUAUUACUAAAAUCAGAGAAAAGACCCCCAGAUCUACACCUUGGAGAAUUAAUUCCUCUAAUAACAAUUAUGGCUCUAGCGGAAAUAAAACAGCUAGCAGUACCCCUUCUUCCUCUCAAUCCCCAGUUCCACCUCAUCAGCAAUAUCCAGCCUCUAACCAAUUUUUUUCCCCAUCUCCUUUCAGCGGAAUCGCGAAAAAAGGCAUAGGCAGCUCAAAUAACAGCAAAUCCAGUACCAGAUCGAAUUCCCGUGUUUCUUCGCGCCUUCCUAGCCGAGCCCAAUCCCCUGUCAUUUUUUCUAAUCUAAUUGAAAAAAGGGGAGAGGUGGAGCCAGAGAAUUACAUUGAAACUAGCGCUUCUACCAACUCAAAAACUCUUGCUGGGACCACCUUAACCACCGUUACUUUUAAAACAAAAGUUAGUAAAGUUAAGACUAUUGUUGGCUCCGCUAAUUCUUGUAAUGCGACGCCGAAAAAAUUUGUCAAGAAAUGAGAUUUAUUCGAAUUUAUUAAAAAUACGAAUGUCAUGAACCAUCUAAGUUAACCCAAUAUUCAAAACUACUUGAUUGGACCACAAUUUAUAUGUAUUACUUAUAGUUCAAGAAUCCUUUAUUAUAAUAUCUACGGAAAUCCAAUCAUUCUUAUAUAAGCAUAGAUUCGUUAUUGUAAUAUAAUUUUUUUUACCAACAUUUCAUUACAUAUUUUGUAAUUUGCUUUUCAUUAUAUUUAAGAAAUAUAUAUAUAUAUAUUAUUUAACGAUUUAUACAUAACAUUAUUAAAUUAUACAUAUAAAGUAUAUAUUAUUCAAAUUUAUUAUUUUUUUUAUCUUUAUUAUUGCGAAUUUCCCUCCAUUAAGUAUAAUGCUAUAUAUGUUUAUAAAAAAAUAGCUUUUAUAAUAUGUUUAGUUAUAAAUAAAAAUACGACGUAGCAUUAUUUUAUAAAUUGUUAGCAUUCCAAUUUUAUUAUCAUUAUUUUGAUAAGCCUGUUUUAUUAGCUACCCCACUCCAUCCAUAGUAUUUUAUGAAAAAAUCGGUUAUAAUUAAAUCCGUCAUUUACAAUUAUCAAAUUUUCGUGAAAAAAAAACAUGAAUACAA
This is a messenger RNA of Gordionus sp. m RMFG-2023, 14762 nucleotides long. RefSeq names its product microtubule-actin cross-linking factor 1, isoforms 1/2/3/4/5-like. Gene Ontology annotation, molecular function: calcium ion binding; microtubule binding; structural molecule activity. Lineage: Eukaryota; Metazoa; Nematomorpha; Gordioida; Chordodea; Parachordodidae. Gene Ontology annotation, biological process: wound healing; cytoplasmic microtubule organization; intermediate filament cytoskeleton organization. The transcript is spliced from 73 exons. The coding region runs from base 77 to 14161 and encodes 4694 amino acids. The record is from RefSeq and is a predicted model, not a curated record. Gene Ontology annotation, cellular component: membrane; hemidesmosome; intermediate filament.